This is a messenger RNA of Guillardia theta CCMP2712, 735 nucleotides long. RefSeq lists its product as hypothetical. Lineage: Eukaryota; Cryptophyceae; Pyrenomonadales; Geminigeraceae. The record is from RefSeq and is a predicted model, not a curated record. The coding region runs from base 1 to 735 and encodes 244 amino acids. The transcript is spliced from 7 exons.
AUGUUUGGAUUUCAGGACAGCUCAUCGAACAGCACGGCAAGGUCUGACAUGGGAAAGCAAGGAGUGGUCGGGGAGGAAAUGGGCGUCUACUUGCAAGGUGCAGUGAGUUCCUUGUUCGAAAAUGUCUCCGGCGCUUUCUCGCCCAUCUUGCAAUCGAAUUAUAGCAAGAAGAUAAAAUCGAAAAAGGAACAUGUACACCAGCAGGAGACAGGCUCUCCCGAAGAAUUGUCUAGCCACCGCAAGCUCAAAUCUGCGUCUCUUGAGGCAUCUGAACAGCAAGACGCUCCGUCGCCAACCUCACCUAUCGGGAGAUACAAGUCAGCGCUCAAGUCUCCAAUGACCUCGUCUCCUCUCAAUCGCUCAAACCUUCGCUCCCCUCUGGAUAAAAAGCCUGACAGCAAAAUUCGAUCCGUAAAAAUCAGAUUCAUUGAAGAGGAAACGCAGCACUCUCCAAUCGCUUGUGCCAAGACGGACAAGUCAGCACCUGCCGAAUCCACAGCACCGAAAGAUCACAAGGACCAUUUUGUGAUCCAAUCCUCCAAACAGAAGAACAGGAAAACAAAGAAGGAUGCGAUGAUCGCAGCCAGCUUGACCAUCGAGGAAGAACACCCUCCAGCCGAGGCGGAUGAGAAAUUGAUGAGGUUGAAUUUAAAUGUUCAGCUGACACAAGAAGCCAAAGAAGCAGCUCAAUUUCACGUCAACCAGGAUGCUUUCGACGAAGAAUCAGUUGCCUGA